UGUUUAAAUAAUUAUUAAUUGAUUAUAAUUAAUAAAUAAAAAAGAAUAUAAAAUGGCCAGUACCGAACCACCGCCAUUGCUUGUUGAAGGGGAAUCAAGUUCUUCAGUCGAGGAGGCCAUUGGCAUUAAAGAACCUGGAGACCCUUUCUUCAAUGUUGGGCUGGCUGUUGCUGACACUGAUUCUUCCUUUGGGAAGAAAGAUCCUUCGUCAGGUUUCUUUGAUGACAUCGACAUAUUUGAAGAAGAAGCAAAAUUCCAGAGAGAAAGGAUUUUUAACGAUAAAAUGUCGAAUGAUGAAGGCAAAAAAAGUGAAAAUUUUUUUGAGAAAAUGACGUUGCCUGGUCCAGAUGAGGGGACAAAAGAUAAGAACCCCACAGCAUUAGCACCACCAUCUGGCCAUGCUGAACCCUCCUCGGAUGGGAACAUACCACCUCAGAAAACCUCACCACAACCACCUCAAACUCUCGAGAAUAUUCACUUGGAAUCAAUACUCGACUCGUCCAUGCAACAUUCAGUGACGUCAUUAUUAUCAGACGUCGGGGCUUUUUCUCCGCUGUCAUCCGAUAGCGCCAUGGUUUCCUCCUCCGGUACGACAGCUUCUUCUAAUGAUAAUUUUUUUGCUGACAACAAUUCCACUCAUGAUGAAGCUGCCUCUGUGGCUGUAGCGACUGCGGCUACUGCAACUACCGCAUCUGCAUCGACUUCGCCAUCCAAUGCAUCAGCAAAGACAGCAGCAGAAAUCUUUCCACCAACUUCACCCCCACCAGCAAUGCCAUUGGGGAUGCAGCCAGCAGUAGCGACAACAGCGACGACGACGUUACAGCAACAACAACAGCAGCCAUUGACGUCACCACAACCAACACAAUCAUCAUUCUUGCCAUUGAUGGAUAUGACCCAGUCAACUUUGGGAUCACCAUCCACCACUUUUCCGACCAUCUUGGAGGCGUACGACCCACAGUCACUACUACAGCAGCCACACAUCCUCUCACCACCGUCACCAUCUUCAAUGCUGCCUUUCCAGACAUCAUCAUCAGUUUCGCCACCAUCAUCAUCAGCUCCGCCAACAUCAUCGUCAGCACCGCCACCAUCAUCGUCGUCUUCCUCCUCAUCACUUCCUCUGUUCAGACCGCCAGCUGGUUACAAGCAAGUUGACCAUCCCACCGCCAAUGUCAAUGUCAAUCCACCCAAGUUUAGCCAGAAAGAGCCACAGCCAGACCCGUACAGCAUCAUUAUCAGGAUUGACGAGGUCAAGAAGGUCGGGGACGGGGUCAACGCCUACAUGACCUUCAGGAUCUGCACCAAGACAGACAUUCCUGCCUUCCGCCAUCCAACCAAUGAGGUGUUCAGAAGAUUUAGUGACUUCUUGGGACUGCAUGAACGAUUGGUUGAGAAACAUGCGAGGGAGGGGAGAAUAAUCCCACAGGCUCCUGAGAAGAGGAUGGCUAAGGUCAAGGUCUCGAAAAAUGAUUCGACAACUGAGUUCGUUGAGAACAGAAGAGCAUCUUUAGAAAGGUACCUCUGCCACAUCGCCGCCAACCCGCACCUCCGCUCCGACCCGAUCUUCGUGGACUUCCUGGAAACGGAGGGUGACCUGGCCAGGGCAACGAACACCAGCGCCCUCUCUGGGGCCGGGGUCAAGAGGUUACUGCUCAAGGUCGGGGAGGGAUUCGGAAAGAUAGCCUACAGGAUGGAGGAGACAGAUGAGUGGAUGGCCAAAAGAAAUGAGGAUUUGAACUCACUGGAGCAGGAGUACAGGUCACUGCAGAGCAAUCUCGAACAUAUGAUCCAGUCGAGGAGAGAGUACUCACAAAACUUGGGAAUGUUAUCAAGGAGCAUGUCUCUGCUGGCCAGCGUGGAAGAGAAUGUCGCCCUGUCACGUGUCUUGGCGCAAUCGUGUGAGGUUUUCGAUGGACUGGAGAGUUCGCAUUCGAUCCAGGUCAACGAUGAUAUGUUGAAUGUUCUGGAUUACGUGAAGGAUCAUAUUGGGGUUAUUCAAUCCGUUAAGAAUGCUCUACAGGAGCGUGUGAAGAUGCAUAAAAUCUGGAAAGACAGUGAAGUGACCCUGGCUAAGAAGAGAGAGGUCAAAGUGAAGUUGGAACUGGCCCACAAGAUGUCGGAUAAAAUUGCCGAAGCUGAGAGGGAAGUUAAGGAGUGGGAACACAACCUCGAGAAAAGUGAAGAAGAUUUUGAGAGAAUUUCUGAAAAUGUGAAGCAGGAGAUGUUGAGGGUUGAUGUGGAAAAUAUGGGGGCGUUCAGGACCAUGGCAUUGGCCUACCUCGAAUCCUGCCUAGCCAAUCAGCAAAGAGUUAUAAAACUCUGGGAAGCAUUCCUCAUCGAAGCAAGGAGUCUUUAAAUUCCGGAUUUGUAAUAAAUGGAAUAAGAAGCUUGAUUAUUAUUAUUAUUAUUAUUUAUUUAUUUAUUUAUUAUUAUUUUAUUACCGUUUCAAUGUUAUUAUUCUGAUAUAUGUUGAUAAUAAUUAUUUUAAAUUGAUUGAUUGGUUGGUUGAUUGAUUGAUUGGUUGGUUGGCUGGUUGAUUGAUUGAUUGAUUGAUUGAUUGAUUGAUUGAUUGAUUGAUGUAUAGAUAUCUUGAUAGCUGCAACUGCUUGAAUCUUAAAUGGAUUUAAUAAUAAUGAUAAUAAUUAUUAUUAUUAUCAACUAAUUACUGAUAUUUAUUACUUUAAUUAAAUAAUAAUUAUUAUUAUCAUAAAUUAAAGUUUCUUAAUUAUGAAGAGCUUAUGAAGAGUUUCUAAUCCAUUCA
Messenger RNA from Helobdella robusta, 2758 nucleotides. RefSeq lists its product as hypothetical. Gene Ontology annotation, biological process: early endosome to Golgi transport. Gene Ontology annotation, cellular component: endosome membrane; endosome. Gene Ontology annotation, molecular function: phosphatidylinositol binding. The record is from RefSeq and is a predicted model, not a curated record. Bases 53 to 2353 code for a protein of 766 amino acids. Lineage: Eukaryota; Metazoa; Annelida; Clitellata; Rhynchobdellida; Glossiphoniidae. The transcript has 14 exons.